Molecule: messenger RNA, 1460 nt
Organism: Oryzias melastigma (Indian medaka)
Lineage: Eukaryota; Metazoa; Chordata; Actinopteri; Beloniformes; Adrianichthyidae
Product: mitochondrial intermembrane space import and assembly protein 40-B
Exons: 3
Coding region: 241-708 (155 amino acids)
Biological process (GO): protein import into mitochondrial intermembrane space
Cellular component (GO): mitochondrial intermembrane space
Molecular function (GO): protein-disulfide reductase activity
Source: RefSeq, a predicted model, not a curated record
UUGUACAGCAGGGGGCGACAGCGCGCGCCGCAGCAUCAGCGACACCGAUCAGAAACAAAGAAGAAGACUUUGUCCUGCAGCAGCAGCAAGGAUAGUUGUGAAACACGAUGAUGGAUCUAUGUGUGGAUUAAUGGACGUGAGCGGCGUUUUCUGCUCGUAUCGGUACAGUAGAAGUCAUCGAUGAACUCCGGCGUGUUGUAGUGAAUUCUGAAGAGAAUCUGAUCGUUCCAGCCUGAAGAAAUGAGCUCGGCUAGACAGGAAGGAAAAGACAAAAUUAUCUUUGUCACCAAAGAAGAUCAUGAAGCUCCCAGCAAUGCUGAGCUGGUAGAAGAAGAUCCCAACGACCCGUAUGAGGAGCAAGGUCUCAUCCUCCCUAGCGGUGAGAUCAACUGGAACUGCCCCUGUCUGGGCGGGAUGGCCAGCGGUCCCUGCGGGACGGAGUUCAAGGAUGCCUUCUCCUGCUUCCACUACAGCAAGGAGGAAAUCAAAGGCUCGGACUGCAUGGAGCAGUUCACAGCCAUGCAGCAGUGCCUGCAGCUCUACCCCGAGCUGUACCCUCAAGAAGACGAAGCAGCAUCCAAACAAAGCUCCAAAGACUCUGCUGCUGCUGAGGAGGACGAAGGGCCUUCGGGUUUAAACUCAACACCUGCCCUCGAGCAGGACUCUGAUACCUCAAACCCCAACACAGACGGCUCAGCUGGGAGCUAAUAGAUCCAGUAUGUGUGUGUAUGUAUGUGAGCCUCUAAGCUCAAUGUCCACCUUCCAGUUCAUACUGUAUGGAUCAAAAGUUUUUCUUUUUUAAAGUUAUUUACUCAUACAGACUGAAAUCACUGACAUAAUUACAGCAUCCUGACUUAUUUGGUUGGAUUAAAAAGAAAUAAUUAAAGCAAGCUUGAAAAUAAAGCCAAAAAUCUCUGUGAAAAGAGUCAUUGAAUGAAAUUCAAUUUAGGUUAAAGUUAGAUGUACUUUUCCCGGCUCUUCCUGGAACUUCCAACCAGGUUGUGUUGGAGAAACUUCCAAUGAAAGUUCAAUCUCAAAGAAAUCGGUCCGUUUGUCAUUCAAAUCCGAAUCCUUAAAUGUUCACAGAGCAGGAAGGACAGAGCCGGAUAAACUAUCUGAGUCCACUGCUCAAGUAUUAAUCUGAAUCAGGUCAAAAACAGAUCAACAGACCNNNCACACACACAUUUGUUUUCCUCAGAGAUGCUGAUAACGUCAAAGACAAAAAUGGGUUCAAUAUCAUUUCUGUUACUUACUUCUGUAUUUCUGUUUCCAUGUUUGAUCUUUUUAAGUGUCCAGGUCAGUUUCUGUCCGUUACACUUGAAUUAAAGUUUAUUUUUUAUGAAUCUCACUUUCUGGAGCUGCACUUUUCCUGCAACAUCACUGAACUUCAAGUAUUUUCCUGAACUGCAUUUGACUGAAUCGUUUGAGAGUGAAAUAAAUAAUAAUCAUUUCUAAGAAAA